Messenger RNA from Vavraia culicis subsp. floridensis, 2148 nucleotides. RefSeq lists its product as uncharacterized. Gene Ontology annotation, cellular component: nucleus. Gene Ontology annotation, molecular function: RNA binding; poly(A) RNA polymerase activity. Bases 15 to 2141 code for a protein of 708 amino acids. The record is from RefSeq and is a predicted model, not a curated record. The transcript has a single exon. NCBI's taxonomy places the organism in Eukaryota, Fungi, Microsporidia, Pleistophoridae.
CAACGACAGACGAGAUGCAUCUCCCGCAUUCAAAGAAAUACGGUAUAACCGGUCCGCUAUCCGUCAAGGAGUCACCAGAGGAUGACAUCGCCCGCUCAUCCUCUCUUCAAGCAUUUUUGCUUUCCUCAAAAAUAUACGAAACGAACGAGGAAGCAAUAACACGAGAAAGAGUGUUGGGCAGGCUGAGCUAUAUGUUUGAUAACUUUAUAAAGGCGAUCGGGACGAAAAAGGGGCUCACUGACAGCGAUAUCAAGGCAGCGAGCGGCCGUAUCUACACCUUCGGCAGUUACAGGCUCGGUGUGCACGCACGAGGAUCUGAUAUUGAUACGCUUUGUGUUGCGCCCGUGUAUGUGGACAGAAAAGAGUUUUUUGAAGAGUUUUACAGCAUGCUGAGUGACGUGUUCGCAGAGGUUGAGAAGGUUGAAGACGCGUACGUGCCGCUUAUGCAGCUGGUGUACAGGGAGCAUAGGAUUGAUGAGUGCGAAGGAUGCGGUGCUAUGAGCGGUGAUGGUAAUAAAAUGGAUAUUUCGAACACUGCUGUUGAUAAAAUCGGGUCUCCGCACUCAUGUGAUGAACUUCAGGGCUACAAGAGGCUGCGUACGAAUAAUGAACGGAUUGUGGAUGUACAUCCGGGGAGUAGCGAGAAAAAAGAAGAUGGCGGCGAUGAAGUGUCAAGCCAGACGCACAGCAGUGAGCACACCGUAGGUUUGCGGGUGGUGCCUGCAAACAACGGAGUGCUGAAGGAUGUUUUUGGCGAGCAGCAAGCGAAAACAUCAGAACGAUCGAAGCACAACGAGAAAACUGACAAGGAAGACGAGUCUGCACAUAAUAGAGAAAGCAAGACUAGGAAAGAACUGAACAGCAUAGCUGAUGAGCAGCUAGAUACACAGCAAGAGAACAGAGCUACGAUUACACACGGUACCAGCACAGGUUUAAAUAAAGAGAUGAUAGAAAUAAAAAUUGACUUGGUGUUCGCUCGUCUUAACGUCUUCAAGAUCGAUAGCUCGCUCAACCUUCUGGAUUCGUCCCUGCUCAAGAAUUUGGACGAAAAGAGUGUUCUCUCGCUGAACGGUAACCGAGUGACCGAUGAGAUAUUAUCGCUCGUUCCGAACAAAAAGGUAUUCCAUGGCGCUCUGCGAUGCAUCAAAUACUGGGCGAAAAGACGAGGACUGACCGGUCAUCUGUACGGAUACUUUGGUGGUGUUGCGUAUGCAAUAUCGGUAGCGCGGAUCUGCCAGCUCUUUCCGAACAUGUGUGAAUACACGAUGAUCUGCAAAUACUUCGAACUGUACAAGGAGUGGAAAUGGCCCACACCGGUGAUGCUGAAAAAGAUCGAAAAUUUGAACUACAAUCUGAAAGUAUGGGAUCCCAAGAUACAUCCAAGCGAUAAGUUCCACAAAAUGCCGGUCAUUACGCCAUCAUAUCCUUCCAUGUGCUCAACGCACAACAUCAUCAAUUCAACCAUGAAGAGAUACAAGGAGGAACUGGAGAGGGGACACAGGCUAUUGGCCGAGGGAAAGGAAUGGAAGGAAUUUUUUAGGAGCACCGAUUUUUUCCAGAGGUACAAGAGUUUUCUGGCUGUGUUCAUUCUUUUGAAGAGGAAGAGGGCUGGCGAUGCUAUCUGCGGUGCGAAUACAAAAGAUGGUGCAAGCAGAAGAUUUGUGAACGAAAAGGAGCAAAAAAGUGGUAUGCAAACCAGCAACACCAAUGUUGCAGGUGUUAGGGAUGAUGAGAGCGCCAAAGAGGCAAGUUUACAUAAAAUGUGGCAGGGACACGUUAAUUCACGUAUACGUUUUCUUAGCACGAAAUUAGAAACUGUGGAGCAGCUGGACUCAGCACCUCCCUUUCCUCAAACAUUUGAUAUUUGCGAUUUUUCGGUUUGUCAUCGCCUGGAUUUCAUCCCAAAGAAUUCGCUGUGUUCAGUAACGUUUAUUGCCCUGGAUAUGGCUGAUUCUAAACAACUGCUGCGCAAAAAGAUCUUUAUCGAUGCGCCCAUUGAGGAGUUCAAGGAGAUGGUGUUUGAUUGGGACAGGCGAACAGAAGAUAUGGAUCUGGUUAUGAGAGCGAUGAAAAGGAAGGAUGUCAAUGUGUUAUUAAAAGAUUUACAUGAUUUUGAACAGAAGAAUAAAUGUGGUAAAUAAAACAGGG